AUGGACAAGAAAUCGUUGACAGCGCACCAGAGUCCGAACCAGUAUUCCGAGCAGCCUAUCGCCAUCUCCCGCGAGACCCGUCCACCUCUACACCGCUUCGCCGGUCGGCACGACUCAAUUCCACUCAGCGUGGGUGAUCACAGGUUACAGGCG
This is a messenger RNA of Penicillium arizonense, 153 nucleotides long. RefSeq lists its product as uncharacterized. The record is from RefSeq and is a predicted model, not a curated record. The transcript has 2 exons. The annotation marks the transcript as partial. NCBI's taxonomy places the organism in Eukaryota, Fungi, Ascomycota, Eurotiomycetes, Eurotiales, Aspergillaceae.